This is a messenger RNA of Acipenser ruthenus (sterlet), 2128 nucleotides long. RefSeq names its product neuroserpin-like. Gene Ontology annotation, molecular function: serine-type endopeptidase inhibitor activity. Gene Ontology annotation, biological process: negative regulation of endopeptidase activity. The record is from RefSeq and is a predicted model, not a curated record. Lineage: Eukaryota; Metazoa; Chordata; Actinopteri; Acipenseriformes; Acipenseridae. The transcript is spliced from 9 exons. Bases 293 to 1525 code for a protein of 410 amino acids.
AAAGGGCUUUUAUAUUGGUAAAAUACAUGUAAUUUCUUUACCAAAAAUGGAUCACAUAGUGCCUAUUGAUUGUCCAAGACUAACUGCAAUAUCUUAAAAUGCUGACACGAAGAAGAAAAACUGUUUUAGGAUUGUAAUAUGCUUGGAUUAGAGAACACUGAAAAGAGCCAAUCGGAAGGGAGGUGGGCAGUCUGCCGUACACAUAGCUCUACCUGCCGCGGCGUCGGACCAGUGAAAAGAAUUCUGCAGAGAGGGGAGAACUAGCACCUGAAAAUUCAAAGCCUCCCGAGUCAUGCUUUUGCUUGGAAUCUUACCUCUACUUUUGUUGCAAGCACUGCCUGUGAAAACUGAUUUUCAAGAUGAAACCAUUACAGAGUUUUCUGUGAACCUGUACCACCAACUGCAGUCUGCAGGAAAUGAAGAAAAUAUUAUCUAUUCCCCGCUAAGCAUUGCGGUGGCUCUGGGAAUGGUUGAGCUUGGGGCCCGGGGUUCAACUUUAAAAGAAAUAAGACAAGUAAUGGGCUAUGGCCACUUGAAGGGCGGGGAUGAGUUCCUUUUGCUGAAGAAUCUCACUCAGUCCUUGAUGGUAGAUGAAAGUCCGUAUGUGGUUAAACUGGCCAACUCGCUCUUUCUACAAAACGGUGUCCACUUUAAUGAAAACUUCGUGCACAUGAUGAAGAAAUACUUCCAUGCAGAAAUUGAAACUGUGGAUUUCAGUCAGUCUGCUGCUGUGGCUGAUCAUAUAAACAAGUGGGUGGAAAAUCAAACGGAGAACAAAAUCCAUGAUCUUGUAUCGGCCGAUGACUUCAGCAGCGUCUCUCGGCUGGCCCUUAUCAAUGCCAUCUAUUUUCGAGGAAACUGGAAGAACCAGUUCCGCCCAGAGCACACACGCACCUUCUCCUUCACUAAAGAUGAUGGGAACGAAGUGCAGACUCUCAUGAUGUACCAACAGGGAGAUUUUUACUAUGGUGAGUUCAGCGAUGGUACUUCAGAAGCUGGUGGGGUUUAUCAAGUGUUGGAGAUACCAUAUGAAGGAGAGGAGAUGAGUAUGAUGAUCGUUCUACCCAGGCAAGAAGUGCCUUUAGCGACACUGGAGCCCAUAAUUAAAGCCCAACUCAUUGAGGAAUGGGCAAGUGCUGUGAAAAAGCAAAAGGUGGAGGUGUACUUGCCAAGGUUCAAAAUAGAACAGAAGAUUGAUUUAAAAGAAAGUUUGCAGGAUCUUGGUGUAAAGAAAAUGUUUACGAAAGAGGCAGAUCUUUCUGCUAUGACUGAUGGAAAGGAUCUCUUCAUUGGAAAAGCAGUUCAAAAGGCUUAUCUCGAAGUAACUGAAGAAGGGGCAGAAGCUGCCGCUGCUUCAGGGAUGAUUGCACUUACAAGGACAUUAAUACUGUAUCCACAAGUAAUGGCAGACCACCCAUUCUUCUUCGUCGUAAGAAACAGAAAGACAGGCACCAUCCUUUUCAUGGGAAGGGUUAUGAGCCCUGAGGUGAUUGAUGCAAAUGUUCACGACUUUGACACUCUAUAAUUGACCUGUACGUGUCAAAGUGUGGCAUUCGGUUUGUAAGUCACUGCUCCGUUGUAUAACAUAAUUUAAGACCAGUGUUUUAAUAUUACAGCUUUAGCCAUUAAGAGUGGUUAUCGUACUGCAUUGCUGUUGAAAUAUAUAGCAGAAAUUGAAUGUUGUGUGUUUUUUUUUUUUUUCCCAUAUACUUAUAAAGGCUUCUUCCAUAAUUCAUUUUAUGUGGCCUUAUGCUCUGCUUUGGUAAAACAAGUGUGGUUUUGAUGAACAUAUAAAAUCAUAACAUGUUUACUAUUAGCUAUUGUAUUCUAUAUUAAAAAAAAACAGUAGAUAUUUAUUGCCAAGCGAUGUGUGCAGUAUUGUAAUUUCUUGAGAAAUAAAAGAAAUUUAGCAGAAAUGUGUUACUCUGUUUUAAGUAAUUUACUAAUGGUUCAGUUAUGAUUUUGUUAAUGUGCAUGUGUACACAAGGCUGAAGUGUCAUGAAUUAUUUAAACAUCUGGGCUGCAUAUUUUUGACAUGGAAAUGGUUAGACUCUAGUUACGAUGUACAGAACAGAAUGCAAAUGUGUACAGCUAUUUAAAGAAAUAAAAUGUCUUAAGGUUCAUGAAA